Molecule: messenger RNA, 1169 nt
Organism: Camelina sativa (false flax)
Lineage: Eukaryota; Viridiplantae; Streptophyta; Magnoliopsida; Brassicales; Brassicaceae
Source: RefSeq, a predicted model, not a curated record
AAACGGGAUAACAACUCCAUAGAGAAGCUCCAGCUGAACAACGAGGAAAGAUCAAGAUAAAUUAAAUUGACCUUAAAUACCCUUACGGAUGUUCCCUUGAAUUUGAACAAGUCGAAAUAGAGAGGGGAUAUUUUGGUCAAUGUAGAUGGCUCAAAGCGCCGAGAGAGAGAGAGAGUCCGUCCCGAUAAAACAAAACCCAGAACCAGAAGAAGGCUUUCUUAAAUCCGCAGCCGCAGCCACAUCUCUAACCCUUUAAGCUAUGUCGUCCUCCGCUCAAACCAUGUCUUCCUGGUUCAGCAAAUUCUCCAGUAAGCUAUGUAUCUCUGUCAUCUGAUGAUUCUGAUCGAUUUGUCGUAAUAAACUAGUGGAUUUUUUGAUGUUUCUUCAUUCCUCUCUCAGAAGCUGAGACAGGAGUCUUGUGGGACCUGGAUGAUUUGCCCAAUCCCUAGUGAUCAAACACCUGCGUCGAUCUCUGAUAAUAUCAAAUUAGCUCUCAAGAAUAAUGGUUACACUGGUAACGUUUCGAUGGUUGCUUAUUCCUCUAGUUCUAGCGUGGAGCAGAUCAAUGAAGAAGAAGAGUUUGAAUCUGCCGGCAUCAAGCUUAUCCAGCCAGAUUCCAGGUCAAAACUGAUUUCCAUGUUUAAAGAUAUCUACAUCUGGGGAAUCACUCAUAUGAAUGAUCCAACAAAUUUGUUGAUCAUCUCCGACGACGACAUCUCCCAAGAUGAAGGAAUCGUAGAAGCAUUGGUGCUUUUGAGGAAAAGAGACAACAAUAUCCUCCUGUCUCACCCUCGAAACGCAUCAGGUCUGCUGCUCUCUACCGCUACAUCGGUUUGGCUUUGGAACAGCCUAUCAACUGGAGGGAAUCCUAUCAACAAAACCGGAAGCAACUUUUGUCCGCGAUGUGCCAAAUGGAAUCAGCUGAAGAAGAAACGUCGGAUCAACAAACUCUCCGGCAAGUUUCUGGCGACUCUGUCUCGUACAAGGAAGAAGACGGCUAUUAAAGAACACUAGGCCAGGAACAGAAUGUUUUUUCUAUUUUUAAUUUUAGUUACACUUGUUUGAACAAUAUGCCCCUAGUAGUUAAGUGAUUCCUCUCUGUCUCGUGGAUAUUGCUUUGUGUUUAUAGUAAUCUUUUGAAUUAAUGUUAUUUUAAUUAGCUUGCGCCA